Molecule: messenger RNA, 4571 nt
Organism: Danio rerio (zebrafish)
Lineage: Eukaryota; Metazoa; Chordata; Actinopteri; Cypriniformes; Danionidae
Source: RefSeq, a predicted model, not a curated record
UGUACAAAUGUAAAAUUUCCGUUUUACAGAUACAUCGCACAGUAUUUGGCCUGAUUGAUUCUUUUUAAAUGACUGUAUGUGUGUAUGAUUAUUUUUUUGGAGGGGGUUGGGGUUAGGCUAGAUGAUGAACUGAACGAAUGAUCCGUUUGGAGUGACAGUAAAGGGACCGUCUGACGCCAGAUUCCAGAUGCAAAGGCAGCGACUCCAAACAGCCGCGUCCGCGCGUCAGCCAUUGGCCAGAAGACUAACGAGCCGAGCUCUCCGCAAUGCGACUGGCCCGUUUGCCUGUCCAUCAAGACCGAAGCUCCUCCCCUUUCAGCAGGGUCGGGUGCGCGCGGAGCAAGCCCACCCCGAACACCUCCAGCUGCCCAAACAGAAGACGCAGGAGGAGUAGAGGGCUCGGACAUGGGGAGAAAUCAGCACUGGCCCGUCUGAUAGAGAUCGGUGUUUUUAUUUAUUAAGAAGGAGGGGAAAAAAAGAAGAAAAAAAACCGAGAGGCCUUAGUAAUAAAAAAAAUAACAAGGAGAGAGAAAACCCAUCCCUGGCACAAAGCUGGACAUAAAUCAAUGGACUGAAUGAAGACUGCCUAUAACGCCUAUCGAUGCCUGGCCAAGGAUUUGGAUGCGUACGCCAUGAACCCAGAGAUGACAAUGGACAUUGGCAGCCUACAUGCUGGAGUAAGCCAUGAGCAGGACUUGAUGAGCAGCCACAGCCCCCAUCACAGCCGCAACCCGGGGGCUGCUCUGCGGAUACACCAGGACCUGAGCGUGGCUCCGUCGCGCUCCGCGAUGGUCUCCAGCAUGGCUUCGAUACUGGACGGCGGCGGCGGAGGCGGCGGAGGGGGAGAGUACCGUCCGGAGCUUUCCCUACCGCUCCAUCACGCCAUGAGCAUGCCCUGCGACACCUCCCCGCCCGGGAUGAGCGGCACCUACACCACGCUGACCCCGCUGCAGCCGCUGCCGCCGAUCUCCACCGUCUCCGACAAAUUCCACCAUCCGCACCACCACCAUCACCACCACCACCAGCGGCUCUCCGGGAACGUGAGCGGCAGUUUCACUCUCAUGCGGGACGAGAGGACUCUACCGGCCAUGAACAACCUCUACAGCCCCUACCACAAAGAUAUGAGCGGCAUGGGGCAGAGUUUGUCCCCUCUGGGCAACGGCUUGGGCUCCAUACACAGCGCGCAGCCGACGCUGCACAAUUACGGCCACGACAAGAUGCUGAGCUCCAACUUCGACGCGCACACUGCCAUGCUAAGCAGGGGGGACCAGCACCUCUCCAGAGGCCUCGGUGGCCCCGCGGCGGGCAUGAUGCCGCAUCUCAACGGGAUGCACGCGCACCCGGGCCACCCUCCAUCCCACGGGCCCGUGUUGGCUUCCAACCGGGACAGACCGCUCUCCUCCUCCUCCUCCUCCUGCGGGGCUCCGGGCUCCGGGCAGCUGGAAGAGAUCAACACCAAGGAAGUGGCGCAGCGGAUCACGGCCGAGCUGAAGCGCUACAGCAUCCCGCAGGCCAUCUUCGCGCAGCGGGUGCUGUGCCGCUCGCAGGGCACCCUGUCCGACCUGCUGCGGAACCCCAAACCCUGGAGUAAACUCAAGUCGGGCCGAGAGACCUUUCGGCGCAUGUGGAAGUGGUUACAGGAGCCCGAGUUUCAGAGGAUGUCGGCCCUUCGGCUUGCAGCGUGCAAAAGAAAAGAGCAGGACCCGAGCAAAGACAGGAGCAAUACACCAAAGAAGUCGCGUCUGGUUUUCACGGACCUGCAGCGGCGAACUCUUCUGGCCAUCUUUAAGGAGAACAAGCGUCCAUCCAAAGAGAUGCAGAUGACCAUCUCUCAGCAGCUGGGACUGGAGCUGAGCACGGUCAGCAACUUCUUCAUGAACGCCCGCAGACGCAGCCUGGAUAAAUGGCUGGACGAGGGCAGUCCCAACAACAGCUCCUCCAGCACUUGCACCAAAGCGUGAUCCACACACUGUAAAAAAUACCUGCCAAUCAACACUUUCCGUAUGUUGUGGGUUUCCCCUUUAUGAACGCUGGAGAAUUCCUUUAUGGAGCUUUGAUCCGUCAGCCUUAGGUGUUUCCCAAUUCAAAUCAAAUGUGGUUCAGAUAUGGACGAACUCAACCACUGGGUUACAUUUAGGCCAUAAAAUAACCCAGCAGUUCACAGUUUUGAUGUCAUUUUGAUUGGGAAACCUUUUGGUUUUUCAAUUAAAUUUAAAUGAGACUUUUAAGUUUGUCCAUAUUUGACCCAAAUUUGCAUUGCAACACUUUUAACAAUACCGGGUCAUUUCAACUCAAAUGUGGGUAAAAUAUAGAUUUAAAAAGUAUAGAGUAGCUAUACUUUAAUAAUUAUGAGUUAUAACCCAAUGUUCGUCCAAAUAUGAACAAACCCAACCAUUGGGUUAUACACUAAAUAAUUAUGAGUUAUAACCCAACGUUGGUCCAAAUAUUAACAAACCCAACCGUUGGGUUAAAUUUAGGCUAUACUUUUAAUAAUUAUGAGUUAUAAGCCAAUGUUGGUCCAAAUAUGAACAAACCCAACCAUUGGGUUAUACACUAAAUUAUUAUGAGUUAUAACCCAAUGUUGGUCCAAAUAUGAACACACCCAACCAUUGGGUUAUACACUAAAUUAUUAUGAUUUAUAACCCAGUGUUGGUCCAAAUAUGAACAAACCCAACCAUUGGGUUAUACACUAAAUAAUUAUGAGUUAUAACCCAACGUUAGUCCAAACAUGAACACACCCAACCAUUAGGUUAUACUCUAAAUUAUGAGUUAUAACCCAAUGUUGGUCCAAAUAUGAACACACCCAACCGUUGGGUUAAAUUUGGGCUAUACUCUUAAUAAUUAUGAGUUAUUACUCAAUGUUGGUCCAAAUAUGGACAGACCCAACCCCUGGGUUAAAUUAAGGCUCUAAAUUGAAUUGUAAAAAAUUGUCGUUUUGACUGGGAAAGCGUCAAUUAAAUUUAAAUGACACUUUUAAACCCAGUGGUUAAUAUUUGACCCAAAUUUGUGUUUCAACAUUCUAAUCAAUGCUGGGUUAUUUCAACCCAAAUGUGGGUCAAAUUGGACAAAAAUGUUUUUGGUCAAGUCAAAUGUGUGACAAAGUCAACCGUUGGGUUAAAUCUGGGCUAUGCUCUAUAUGAUUAUGAGUUAUAACCCAACGUUGGUCCAAACAUGGACAAACCCAGACAUCAAGGUCAAAUUUAGGGUAUAUAUUAAUAAAUGAACCCAGCAGUUCUUCAUUGAAUCUUGGUUGAAAUAACCCAGCAAAUGUUUUAGAGUGCACACUAAAAAUGCACUCUGGGUUGUUAUUUGGAUCAAAUAUGGACAAACCCAACAUUGAGGUUAAUUAUUCCAAUUAAAUUUACAUUUUACACUCUCAACCCUAAUUAGGUUAGUUCCAUAUUUGACCCAAAUUUGUGUAACAACACUAUUGAGCUAUAACCCAGCGUUGGCCCAAAUAUGAACAAACCCAACCAUUGGGUUAAAUCUGGGCUAUACUCUAAAUAAUUAUGAGUUAUAACCCAACGUUAAUCCAAACAUGGACAAACUCAACCAUCAGGUUACAUUUAGGGUAUUUGUUGAAUUAAAUAACCCAGCAGUUGUUGUUUUUUUUCACCCAAACUUUGUUGAAAUAAACCAGCAAAUGUUUUGGAGUGCUCACAAAAAAAGUUGGGUUGUUAUUUGGAUUAAAUAUGGACAAACCCAACUUUUGAGGUUAAUUAUUAAAAUUAAAUUUACAUGACACUCUCUACCCUAUUUGGGUUUGUCCAGAUUUGACCCACAUUUGUUUAACAACCCUAAAGAUCAAGCUCCCAUAAUGCAAUCCAACAGCCAACAUGAAUGGGGAAAUAUAGAAACCUGAAUCACAAAAUACAGAAAGCUGCUAAUUUACGGAUAUUUUUUACAGUGCAGGAGAAAUCAUCAUUCCUUAAAAGCGGAGAGACGCUCUGCUUACCGGCUCACAAACACCCCCUUAAAAAUCACACACGCACAUAUGCUUUCUGUUCAGCUUCACGUCUUUAAAAUCAGCUCUGAUAUAAAGAGAUGAAGGGGAAUUUUUUGAGUGUGUGUGUGAAGGGUGAAUCUCACACAUACAACCAGAUCAUAGAUGAUUGAUUUCUCUGUGUUCUUCUAUUGGGUUGCAGGACUGAUGAUUUAAAAGCAAUAUGCAUUUGCUUGAAAAGCAUGAUCCUUUAUUUAUUUAUUUUGGUAAAAUCAUUUAAAGUGGCACUUUAGUUUGUAUUUUAAAUGAGAGAAAAAAAAUACACUUGAUUCCAGGUGAAAUUUGGGCUUACUCAAUUUUUAUUUUAACAUUUAAUUUUUUUUUUUAACAAUUUAAUUUUUUAAAAUUUUAUCAAAAUUUGAUUCUAAGCGAAAAUGAAUCGGUUUUAAACAUAAGCUCACUUCAUUAUGAUAUAUAGUUUUAUUUGUGGAAGAAAAUGCGUCAAAAUGAAGUGAGUUAAUGCUUGAAAUUAAAAUAUUUAACUCAUUACGUAUUUACAUAAUUACAAAAUGUGUUAUUUUUAAUACCUUUUACAGAUAUAUGAGUUUAUUUGUUAUCUUAAGUCGUC